AUGCUUUUUUCUGCGUUAAAUGGUCGUUUCGACCUUGUCACUACAACCAUUGGGGAGAAGACUGUACUACUGUGCACCCAAGUGGCAUUCAUUCGUAAUACACAACAAAGCGACAACAAACUUAGCGAUGGUCGCAGCGCAAUUUACCUAUGGCUCUCUGAUGGGGCUUGGGUCUUUGACGUUGAGCAAAUAUCUGCUGAUAAUGCGGGAUACUCCUUCAGCACGCUGUUGCACGCAAAAGAUGUUUUUUUUUUUGCUCUCUACUCGCAGAAAGGGGAGCAUGGAGGGCUAGACAGUCUUGUUUUUGUCCACCUGAAAGAUCAGCUGCAACGCAUCAAGUCCGUGCUUACUUAA
This is a messenger RNA of Trypanosoma rangeli, 354 nucleotides long. RefSeq lists its product as uncharacterized. The record is from RefSeq and is a predicted model, not a curated record. The coding region runs from base 1 to 354 and encodes 117 amino acids. The transcript has a single exon. Lineage: Eukaryota; Euglenozoa; Kinetoplastea; Trypanosomatida; Trypanosomatidae.